CGAGUCCGCGCGAGGGAACUGCAGCGCGCCCGGGUGCGGAGCGGCGUCCGGCGAGCGCGGCGCCAGCAUGAAGCGGCUGCGUGUGCCCUGUUGAAAUUUGAUGGCCACAGCCCCAGGCCCUGCUGGCAUUGCCAUGGGCAGCGUGGGCAGCCUGCUGGAGCGGCAGGACUUCUCCCCUGAGGAGCUACGGGCCGCGCUGGCAGGGUCGCGGGGCUCCCGCCAGCCCGAUGGACUCCUGCGGAAAGGCUUGGGGCAGCGUGAGUUCUUCAGCUACCUGCACCUGCCCAAGAAGGAUGGCAAGACCAGCAAGCGAGCCCCUCGGAACGAGCCCGCUGACUACGCCACCCUGUACUACCGGGAACACCCUCGAGCCAGCGACUUCAGCAAGACCUCGCUGCCCGAGCGGGGACGCUUCGACAAGUGCCGCAUUCGCCCAUCGGUGUUCAAGCCUGUGUCGGGCACCGGAAAAGGCUUCCUGUCCAUGCAGAGCCUGGCGGCCCACAAGGGCCAGAAGCUGUGGCGCAGCAACGGCAGCCUACACACACUGGCCUGCCAUCCGCCCUUGAGCCCGGGGCCCCAGGCCAGCCAGGCCAGAGCGCAGCUGCUGCACGCCCUGAGCCUGGAUGAGGCCGGCCCGGAGCCUGAGCCCAGUCUGUCCGACUCCUCCAGCGGCGGCAGUUUUGGCCGCAGUCCUGGCACUGGUCCCAGCCCCUUCAGCUCCUCACUGGGCCACAUCAACCACCUUGGGGGCUCCCUGGACCGGGCCUCAAGGAGCCCCAAGGAGGCCGGGCCACUCUCUGUGCUGAGCUGCCUACCCGACCCGCCGCCCCCCUAUGAGUUCUGCUCCAGCGCUGAUGAGGUGGUGGCUGUGCUGCCGGACAGCUGUGAGCAGCUGAAGCGGGACCUCGGUGAGCAGGAUGGCUCCAGCCCCUUCACUCAGGUGCUGGAGGAGCGACAGCGGCUGUGGCUGUCUGAGCUGAAGCGCCUGUAUGUGGAACGGCUGCACGAGGUGGCCCAGAAGGCUGAGCGCAGUGAGCGCAACCUCCAGCUGCAGCUGUUCAUGGCCCAGCAGGAGCAGCGGCGUCUGCGCAAGGAGCUCCGGGCUCAGCAGGGCCUAGGCCCUGAGCCUCGGCCCCUCGGCACACACGCAGAGGCCGACCCCAGCGCCCGGCCAGAGGAGGAAGCCCGAUGGGAGGUAUGCCAGAAGACGGCAGAGAUAAGCCUCUUGAAACAGCAGCUGCGGGAAGCCCAGGCCGAGCUGGCGCAGAAACUGGCAGAGAUCUUCAAUCUGAAGACGCAACUUCGGGGCAGUCGGGCACAAGCCCAGGCUCAGGACGCAGAGCUGGCCCGGCUGCGGGAGGCCGUGCGCAGCCUCCAGGAACAGGCCCCCCGGGAGGAGGCCCCAGGCAGCUGUGAGACUGACGACUGCAAGAGCAGGGGGCUUCUGGGGGAGGCGGGAGGCAGUGAGGCUGGAGACGGUGCCGGUGCCGAGCAGCUGCGGGCAGAGCUGCUGCAGGAGCGGCUUCGGGGCCAGGAGCAGGCGCUGCGCUUUGAGCAGGAGCGGCGGACUUGGCAGGAGGAGAAGGAGCGGGUGCUACGUUAUCAGAGGGAGAUCCAGGGCGGCUACAUGGACAUGUACCGUCGCAACCAGGCUCUGGAGCAGGAGCUGCGGGCGCUGCGGGAGCCCCCUGCGCCCUGGAGUCCUCGGCUGGAGUCCUCCAAGAUCUGAGGCCGGCAGAGUGGGCCGCCAGCGGGGGGCUGCUGUCAGAAGACGCCUGAGAGGGCCGGCUCCUCCCUUAUGCAGGUCUGGAGCAGAAGCUGCAGGGGCCGGCCCAGGGCUGGGGAGGCCCGCCGAGAGGAGGGGGACCCAGGGCGGCUGUGGGCUGAUGCUAGGGUGCUAGCAGCACGAGCCAGGGCAAGGCCCUCCUGGCAGAGGAGCACCGGGGCAGGGCCUAGCCCUGCUCCCUGGAGUGGGGGUGCCCCAGGGGAGGAGGCUGGGGAACCAGAGCCCUAUGGUGCCCAAAGGCAGGCGAGAGGGAGGCUGGAGACCCAGGCUGAGGUCUUUCCGGAGGGGAGGAAACUGGAAUGGGAACAUUGGUCUCCCACAGAAUAAAACCACAUUUUCU
This is a messenger RNA of Lepus europaeus (European hare), 2126 nucleotides long. It is a transcript of the gene N4BP3, whose product is annotated as NEDD4 binding protein 3. Lineage: Eukaryota; Metazoa; Chordata; Mammalia; Lagomorpha; Leporidae. The record is from RefSeq and is a predicted model, not a curated record. Bases 101 to 1729 code for a protein of 542 amino acids. The transcript has 5 exons. Gene Ontology annotation, cellular component: cytoplasmic vesicle.